Carica papaya (papaya) is the source of this 565-nucleotide messenger RNA. RefSeq lists its product as uncharacterized. NCBI's taxonomy places the organism in Eukaryota, Viridiplantae, Streptophyta, Magnoliopsida, Brassicales, Caricaceae. The record is from RefSeq and is a predicted model, not a curated record.
CAACAAUAUCUAACAUUUCCAACAUUAGGUGCCAGUGACCAAGGCAAUCUCGCCGGAGAAAGAUGACAACCUCUAACUGGAGGAUCGUAGGAUCCACAGCGCCUGCGGUCUUCGGAGGAAAGGACUGGGCGAUCUUACCAACAAAUAGAGCUCCACCUUUACUAAUCCAGAUGAAAAGGGAGGAAGAGCUGAGCCAAAAAGCAUUGAGGACUCAAACUGUUUCAAGAAGAAACACAAUGCUAUAUAUGGCUGUUUCAGUUCUUGGUGUCUCAGCUGAACCUGCUGAAGCUCGCGUUGGGAGAGUUGAGAACAAGAGAAAAGCCAUGGAGAAGCUUCAGAGACUAAGGGAGAAAGCACUGCCAUCAGAAAAGGAGAAAAACAUUGCCACUCCUUCGCUCCCAAAUCGCCGGCAAAAUGCAAUUAAACCUCUGGUUGAAGUAUCUCUUAUUCUAACUCAAUGAUAAGUUCGUCCCAUUGGAUGAUUUGUUGGUACAGCACUUAAAUGUCCAAGUGACCUAUGUUAGCAUUUAUCAUAAUCGACAAAUGACAUUGCUUCUUAAAUUUC